AUGGACAAAGUAGAAUCCCUGUCCUUCAACAAUUUGAAAUUAAAUACGUCUCCUACUGCCAUUGCCGAAGGCAACAGCCCAGAAAUCAUCUCCUAUCAAGGAGAAGCUGAUCAGCCCAGUAGUAAUAAUUCGAGUAUUUCUUCAGCGAAAUCAGGAAAAUGGAAACCUCUGUCAAAAAAUGGAAUUCUAGAGUCCUUUGAUUUUUUAUGUAGACAGAUUAAAGGGAACCUCAACAAGUUGACCAUCGAAAAAUUCGAAACAUUAGCAGAAAAAAUCGCAAUUCAGUGUGAAUCUUUGUCAAACUACGACGAACUUCAAAAAAUUGUAGAUAUUAUAAUUGAUAAGGCAGUUUUAGAGCCAGAAUGGUCCGAAAUGUACUCAGAUUUAUGCCAAAUACUCUACUGGCGCUCACUGGAGUUUGAUGUAGGAUCGAAGAAGGUGUCAUUUGCUAGUGCUCUUCUUAAUAAAAUACAGAGGGAAUACGAAAGUGUUCCUAAGAAUUUUGACUUUUCAACAAAGAAGACACUGGGGACAGUGAAGAUGAUCGGAGAGUUAUUCCAGAGGAAGAUGAUUGGGUUUAAGAUAGUAAACAAGGUGGUGUUUGACCUUGUGAUGAAUCAGGACCCGCACGAGCACCUGAUUGAAUGCUUUAUUCAAUUGAUCCACGGAACAGGAUACUAUAUUGACCAAAAUCCAAACCUACGGCCAGUACUGGACAUGUGGUUCGGAAGAUUGAAGGAGCUGAUGCUCCGCAAGGAGUACUCAAAGAGAAUUAAGUGCCUGAUACAGGACGUACUAAACUUGCCGAAAGCACAAUGGCAUAAAAAGGUACACAGAGAAAACGCAAAGUCACUCAAUGACCUGAGGGAAAAGGUAAAUUCGGAAGACAUACUGGGUGGAUCAGCACUGGCAGCGCAGUUCGGCAACAUAGUCAUCGUCGGUCAGAGGUACAACCUCUAUUCAAACUGCGCGUACGGAUUGUACAUGGCCCGCCAGGAGGAGCUAUUUAAGAUGAGGUAUAAACCACUGAAGGGCAAGGGUGUAGGCGUCGUAUGGGAACUGGGUUCAGAGUCAGCAGUGGGCGAAUCGAGGUUAUAUUCCUGGAAGUUCCUGAAAGAUGCCAUUGAGGAAUGUGAAGAGGUACCUGGUGCCACUGCACACGAGAAGAAGGGGAAGACUGGGAACGAAGUUGCAGACCGGAAUCGCAACGGUAGACAGGUGCGCCCUGUGAAGUUCGCGUCCCAGGAGAUCAUAGAAAACAACGUCACCACCAGAAGUACCUAA
Molecule: messenger RNA, 1284 nt
Organism: Theileria orientalis strain Shintoku
Lineage: Eukaryota; Apicomplexa; Aconoidasida; Piroplasmida; Theileriidae
Product: eukaryotic initiation factor
Exons: 7
Coding region: 1-1284 (427 amino acids)
Cellular component (GO): eukaryotic translation initiation factor 4F complex
Molecular function (GO): translation initiation factor activity; protein binding; mRNA binding
Source: RefSeq, a predicted model, not a curated record